CUACAAAUUGUGAUUUCAUGACUGCCUCAUUCUCCCAUAAUCCUUUGCGCAAACUACAAUUUCGCCUUCCAGCACAUCUGUCACCAAGAGGCUCUUUGGGGAAAAAACACGUGGGGAGAGACCUUCUUGGUGCACAGAAGGACAUUUCUCCUGAGCUUUAUGAAAUAUUUGGGGGUUUGGGUUUAGACUGAAGGACUCAAAAUGACGAGUGAGGACGUGGAGCGACUGUUGAUCCAGUUUCAGGACGAGGAUGGAGUGGUUCUGGGUUCUCCCUUUGACGUGCCUCUGGAUAUCACCCCAGAAAAACUGCAGCUGGUCUGCAAUUCCUUGUUAAUGAAGGAGGAGCCCGUUCCUUUUGCGUUUUUUGUGCGUGGGGAGGCAGAAGUGGUGUCCAGUUUGGGUUCCUGUGUGAAAGCUAUUGGGGUGGAAACAGAACAGGUUCUCCCCGUGGUGUACCAACCCCAGGCUGUGUUCAGGGUCCGGGCCGUCUCCCGUUGUACCAGCACCCUGCAGGGACACACCGAGGCGGUCAUCUCAACGGCUUUCAGCCCCACCGGGAAAUACCUGGCCAGCGGUUCCGGUGACACUACCGUGCGUUUUUGGGACCUAACCACAGAAACGCCUCACCACACUGCCAGAGGACACUCACACUGGGUGCUGAGCAUCGCUUGGUCUCCUGAUGGGAAGAAGCUGGCCUCAGGGUGCAAAAACAGUCAGAUCUGUCUUUGGGAUCCGGUGACGGGAGCUCAGAUCGGCAAAACUCUGACAGGACACACAAAGUGGAUCACUUGGCUCUGCUGGGAGCCUCUCCAUCUAAAUCCAGAGUGUCGCUACUUGGCGAGCACCUCUAAGGACGGCUCGGUGCGCAUCUGGGACACCGUGUUGGGGCGCUGCGAUAAAAUCCUGACGGGCCACACUCAGUCUGCCACCUGUGUGAAGUGGGGGGGCGAUGGACUUCUCUACACAUCGUCCCAGGACAGAACGGUCAAAGUGUGGAGAGCUAAAGAUGGGGUGCAGUGCAGGACUCUUCAAGGCCACGCCCACUGGGUGAACACUCUGGCUCUCAGCACAGACUAUGUCCUGCGCACCGGAGCGUUUGAACCCGCUAAUGCCACCAUCAACCCUCAGGAUGUCACCGGCUCUCUGGAGGAGGUGAAGGAGAAAGCUUUGCAGAGGUACAACAAAGUCAGGGGUUCCAAUCCAGAGCGCUUGGUUUCCGGCUCGGACGACUUCACCUUGUUCCUGUGGAAUCCUGCGGCAGAUAAAAAGCCUUUGGCCCGGAUGACCGGGCACAGCGCCCUGGUCAACGAGGUGCUCUUCUCCCCCGACACCAGGCUCCUCGCUUCCGCCUCGUUCGAUAAGUCCGUUAAAAUCUGGGACGGACGGACGGGAAAGUACCUGAUGUCGUUGCGCGGUCACGUGGGGUCUGUGUAUCAGGUGGCGUGGUCUGCUGACAGCCGGCUGCUGGUCAGCGGCAGCAGCGACAGCACUCUCAAAGUGUGGGACGUCAAGACGGGAAAGCUCAGCAUGGAUCUCCCCGGCCACGCCGAUGAAGUUUACGCAGUGGACUGGAGCCCCGAUGGCCAGAGGGUCGCUAGUGGCGGCAAAGACAAAUGUCUUAGGAUAUGGAGAAGAUAGCAGCAGCAGCACCCCCUCCUUUCCUGAAUUUGCUUACUGAAGGCUUCACAGCCUGACAGCUGCAGCAGCGUCCAGCCAAGCCGAAUCGGAUCCUCCAUCACCAUGUCUUAGCGCUGAAGCACAAGCCCUGACUGGGCUUUAAAAGCUGUUCAGCUGAAGAGAAACUCAUUAGGCUCGCCAUAAAUCAGGUUAGAUUACCGCAAAUGGAGGAAAUCAGCUCCUGGUUGUACGAAUACAGGUUUAGCUCGUUCCGUGCAGACACAAAAUAAAAGUAUUUUUUUAACUAAAUCUGUUAGAAAUACAAUAGAAUAAAGAUGUUUGAGAAAAGUAAGUCAGGAGAUGCAUUGGAAGGUGACAGGAGCUGUGCAGCUCGUCAGCAUUCACAGUGCUGUUAUACUCACUUCCUGUUUGGAGAGAACAAGGCCUGCUGUCACAGCAGUCUGAAUGUAAACGUGAAUAAAGGUGUUUUUCAUUUAUCUCCCAA
Oryzias melastigma (Indian medaka) is the source of this 2122-nucleotide messenger RNA. It is a transcript of the gene nle1, whose product is annotated as notchless homolog 1 (Drosophila). Gene Ontology annotation, molecular function: protein binding. Gene Ontology annotation, cellular component: nucleolus. The coding region runs from base 202 to 1638 and encodes 478 amino acids. The record is from RefSeq and is a predicted model, not a curated record. NCBI's taxonomy places the organism in Eukaryota, Metazoa, Chordata, Actinopteri, Beloniformes, Adrianichthyidae. The transcript has 13 exons. Gene Ontology annotation, biological process: Notch signaling pathway; ribosomal large subunit assembly.